Molecule: messenger RNA, 1449 nt
Organism: Nannizzia gypsea CBS 118893
Lineage: Eukaryota; Fungi; Ascomycota; Eurotiomycetes; Onygenales; Arthrodermataceae
Product: alanine aminotransferase 2
Exons: 2
Coding region: 1-1449 (482 amino acids)
Biological process (GO): biosynthetic process
Molecular function (GO): pyridoxal phosphate binding; L-alanine:2-oxoglutarate transaminase activity
Source: RefSeq, a predicted model, not a curated record
AUGGCGACUCCCCGCAUGAAUAGGAGCAAUGUCAACCCAAACGUUAUCAACGCCCAGUAUGCCGUCCGAGGAGAGCUGGCAGUGAAGGCAGAAGAGUACCGCCUGGCCCUUGAAAGGGGUGAGAAGCUGCCCUUCGACAAAGUCAUCUUCGCCAACAUCGGGAACCCGCAGCAGCUCGAACAGAAACCCAUCACUUUCUCCCGCCAGGUGCUGAGUCUACUGGAGUACCCUCCCCUCCUCGAGAACGAACAGGCCCUCAAGUCUUCCUUUGGAUAUAAGUCCGAUGUUAUUGCGCGGGCAAAGACGCUGCUGGCAGAUGUCCAGAGUGUAGGCGCAUACAGCCAGAGUCUAGGAGCCCCCGGUAUCAGACAGAGUGUUGCCGACUUCAUUGCCCGCCGAGAUGGAUUCCCCGCCAACCAGAAGGACGUCUACUUGACCGGCGGUGCUUCUGCAGGAGUUAACACUAUCUUGAACGUCAUCUGCGCAGGCAAGAAAACCGGAGUGCUCGUGCCUAUCCCACAGUACCCUCUGUACACCGCAACCCUCUCCUUGCUCGAUGCUACUUGCGUGCCAUACUACCUGAAUGAGUCUCAAUCUUGGGCCACAGACGUCGAGGAAAUCAAGACCUCACUUGCCAACGGCGAGAAGGCUGGAACAGACAUUCGUUGCAUCGUGAUUAUCAACCCUGGCAACCCGACCGGCGCCAGUCUUAACCCUGCUGCCAUCAAGGAUGUAAUCGAUAUUGCUGCCGAAAAGAGACUAGUCAUCAUUGCCGAUGAAGUAUACCAAACCAACGUCUUCAAGGGCGAGUUCACAUCUUUCAAGAAACGCCUACGUGAGCUCCAGGCUGAGUUCCCUGGUAAGUACGAUGGUGUUGAGCUGGUUUCUCUGCACUCAGUCUCCAAGGGAAUGGUGGGCGAAUGUGGACAUCGAGGAGGAUACUUUGAACUUGUCGGUUUCAAGCCUGAAGUCGUCGAGCAGAUCUACAAGUUCGUGAGCAUCAAUCUCUGCCCACCUGUGAUCGGCCAGUGUUUGCUCGAGUGUAUGGUUCACCCGCCAGUGAAAGGUGAGGAGAGCUACGAACUGUAUCAGAAGGAGUACAACGGUAUUGCCGAGGGACUCCGGCAGCGUGCAUUUGCCUUGUAUGAGGCCUUCAAGAAGAUGGAAGGCGUCGAGUGCCAGGAGCCUCAGGGUGCUAUGUAUCUCUUCCCGACCAUCCAUCUGCCAGCCAAGGCCGUUGCUGCUGCCACCAAGGCUGGCCGUAAGGCAGACGAGUUCUACUGCCUCCGUCUCCUUGAUGCUACCGGCGUUUGUGUCGUCCCUGGCUCGGGCUUUGGACAGAAAGAAGGCACUUUGCACUUCCGCACGACCUUCCUGGCGCCCGGAACCGAAUGGGUAGACCGCAUUGUCAAAUUCCACAGUGAAUUUAUGAGCGAAUUUAAAGAUUAA